GAGGUUAUUACAUUCCAAAUGACAAGACAAAGGAGGUGUUUGAGAAAAUGGAGGAGUUGCAGAGGCAAGUAUCAGAUGGGUCAUGGACUCCAAAAGGCCACGAUGACGUAUUGACCCGUGCACUUGGCAGUAAAGAGCAUGGAGGACGUGUCAGAGGGGUCGGUGGUGGAGCCAAAUUUAAGGAUGUAUUUGGAUCGGGAAAAACCAAACAUAGUGGUGUUGUUUCGGUGGAUGAGUUGGCCACGAUUACACAAGAAAUCACUAAGAAAGUUCAAAAGGAGUGCGAGGAGAGGAUGAAUGAAAUGGUGAGGAUGAAUGAAGUGGUGAAUUCAAAGCUAGAAAGUAUAUUUAAUCAGUUGAACCAGAUGGGUGUGAAAAUCCCUGAUGAUCAUUUUGUAAAUGAUGUUGGUACACCGAACAAUGAAAAUGUUCGAAGCAGUUGCCAGUCGGUAUAUCGGGAAGAUCAUUUCACAAAUGUCAAGAAUCCAACACUUUGUUGUCUUUGGGUGAUACACGUAGAGAAAGGAAGAGUUGUUGUGGCAAGGGGGACUGUAUUCCCGUCAAAUAGUCAGGGUGUUAAUAUGAUUCAUAAUAUUCCGAUGGCAUCUCUCAAUGUUAGAGUAUCAAUUGAUGAUGUUGUACCUGAAUAUCAACGUACUCCACUUCAUGUGUCAUGUGAUGAACAUGAUAAUAUAGGAAAUCCAGGGGGCACUUUGUUCAAUGGCCAAAGGACCUUGUGA
Messenger RNA from Daucus carota subsp. sativus, 740 nucleotides. RefSeq lists its product as uncharacterized. The record is from RefSeq and is a predicted model, not a curated record. The coding region runs from base 48 to 740 and encodes 230 amino acids. The transcript has 3 exons. NCBI's taxonomy places the organism in Eukaryota, Viridiplantae, Streptophyta, Magnoliopsida, Apiales, Apiaceae.